AUGAGGCCGGUGAGAGAAGGCGCGGCGGUGCUGGUGGGCGUCGGCGGCGGGGAGGCGGCGUCAGCAGCGGCGGCGCACACGCACCCGGAUCUGUGGAGAACGCCGACGCCUUACCUCUUCCUCGGCUUCGCGCUCAUGAUGGGCCUCAUCGCGGUGGCGCUGCUCGUGCUCAUCUGCACGAGCCGCAAGCCCUCCGGCUCGUCACGGCGCGGGAGCGGCGCCACGGCGGAGUCGGCGUCGGCGCGGGGAGCGAAGAUGGCGCCGCUCGACCGGGAGCCAAAGGUCGUCGUCAUCAUGGCUGGGGACCAGAUGCCGUCCUUCAUCGCCAGCGCCAGGCCGUUCGCUUUCGGUUUCGCCACCGUCGCCGUCGCUGAUGCCGGCGAGCAGCGCAAGGCGGAGGUGGCUUAG
Molecule: messenger RNA, 408 nt
Organism: Lolium rigidum
Lineage: Eukaryota; Viridiplantae; Streptophyta; Magnoliopsida; Poales; Poaceae
Product: protein GLUTAMINE DUMPER 6-like
Exons: 1
Coding region: 1-408 (135 amino acids)
Biological process (GO): regulation of amino acid export
Source: RefSeq, a predicted model, not a curated record